AGAUAGUACUACUCCGUAGGCAUGAUCUGCCGUCCACGCGUCGAGAGCCCGUCUGGCCAUCUUCCCUGUCCCCCCGGCCCCUGCUUCUGUUCCUCCCCAAUUUCCCAUCGCCUAAUCAAAUUCAACCAUCACUAUUACCAAUCAAUGCUUGAAAUACUUCCUUACAACUAGUCAACAAGAAGAGCCCACUUUCUUUCUUCACGCACAAACACGCACCAGAGAGUGAGAAAGAAACAAACAUGGCGGAUGAUGAUGCCAACAAGCCCAACGGAGGUUUGGUUGCGGAGGGUGUAGGGGAGAGUGAACAAGGGACGAAAGACGUGACCCUUUACACCAUUUUCAGCCGCUUGAUCGCUGCCGCUUUCUUCCCCGAUCCGAGUUCGUCCGGACCUAUGCUGCAGAGGGUUAAAGCCUCGCUCUCUGUCAAUGUCCCGCUGCUUCGCGAUGCUUCAAGGAACACUGGUCGCAAUGUUCUCAGCUGGACCCGUCGCGGCAGCCCUCUUCGCUCCCUGCUCGUUGUUUCUGUUGGGACGAUUUCUUUUCUUGCCUUGACAGGAUUGUUUGUCUUUAUGCUCUUCUUUAUUGCGGCAACCGUCAAUGCUAUCAUCAUCUCUCUUCUCGUGUCUUUAGCAGCAGCAGGAGGAUUUUUGGCUAUAUUCUUUACCUGUGCUGCAGUAAUUUAUGUGGGAGCAUUGGCUGUAGCCAUCUUUGCCAUUUCCACAGCAACAAUUUCAGCAGUUAUUGCAGUUCUUGUAGCUACAGGUUGGAUCGGAUUCUUCUGGACCCUGUGGCUUGCUGCAAAGAAAACCGGACAUCUGGCAAAGCAGUCCAUCUCCAUGACCGGAUCAGCUGUUUCUGCUUAUUCUACUGCUUGGCAUGCCCGAGACCACAACGUAUCAAAGAAAUCUGAUUGAACAUCUAUUGCUCUGUACUGUGUGGACAUGUAUAAGAUAUGUUGUAUAUCUAUCUCUGUAUUUGCAGUCUCUUUUUCGAGUCAUACAAAAUAAUGAUGCUGCUGUUGAUGGAGUAUAUUAGUUUUCUUGGAUAGUUGUGAUCUAUCAUAUGGUUUUUCUCUAUGUAGACUACUUUUUUCUUGUAGCAGUGUAAAUGCUUCUGGUUCUAAUGGCAUAGUCUGAGUAAUAUACAUAGAAUUUGGCAGGGUUGUAGAAAUUGCAUAUAUGAAUUAGUGUUUGGAGUUGUAAAAA
Molecule: messenger RNA, 1205 nt
Organism: Sesamum indicum (sesame)
Lineage: Eukaryota; Viridiplantae; Streptophyta; Magnoliopsida; Lamiales; Pedaliaceae
Product: voltage-dependent L-type calcium channel subunit
Source: RefSeq, a predicted model, not a curated record